Sparassis crispa is the source of this 1437-nucleotide messenger RNA. RefSeq names its product branched-chain alpha-keto acid dehydrogenase E1-alpha subunit. Gene Ontology annotation, biological process: branched-chain amino acid catabolic process. Gene Ontology annotation, molecular function: oxidoreductase activity, acting on the aldehyde or oxo group of donors, disulfide as acceptor. The coding region runs from base 1 to 1437 and encodes 478 amino acids. Lineage: Eukaryota; Fungi; Basidiomycota; Agaricomycetes; Polyporales; Sparassidaceae. The transcript is spliced from 10 exons. The record is from RefSeq and is a predicted model, not a curated record.
AUGGAUGAGAGCAAGGACGGAGAGCGAAGAGACGCGGGCGCGCCUUAUCCUCGUUCCCCCAUCAUGCUUCUUCGAGUGCCUCGUCCGCCAGUACUGCUUCCAUCUCGCCCGAUAUUCCUCAGAUCACCCCGCAGAUUAGUCUCCUCGCUCGUUGCCACCGCUUAUGACAACCAUACCACCCUUCAUCCAGAAUCACACUCAGCCGUCACUUCAGUCCUGCGCUUCUUCAAUAGCGUGACUGAGGAUGGCGCGCAAAUUCCAAUGUACAGGGUGUUGGAUGGCGAGGGCAAGGUUUUCGAGGAUGCAGAGAUACCCGAGGUCGACGAGACGCUCGCAAGAAAAAUGUACGAGAACAUGGUUCAAUUACCUAUCAUCGACAAUCUGCUGUACAACGUCCAGCGUCAGGGGAAGAUCUCAUUCUAUAUGACUUCUUACGGGGAGGAAGCUGCAUUGAUCGGUUCGGCCGCUGCUCUGGAACCGGAUGACGAAGUGCUCGGCCAAUAUCGCGAACUUGGCGUCCUCCUCUACCGGGGCUUCACCUACGAUUCGAUCAUGAACCAAGUCUUCGGGACUCACCUCGACGACUCUAAUCAGGGCAAGCAGAUGCCAGUUCACUUCGGCUCGCGCAAGUUCCAUUUUCACACGAUCUCAUCCCCGCUGGCUACCCAGAUACCCCAGGCUGCGGGCGUGGGAUACGCGCUCAAGCGCGAUCCAAUUCGCGGCGGGCGCAACUGCGCUGUCGUGUAUUUUGGUGACGGUGCGGCUUCUGAGGGUGACUUCCAUGCAGGCAUGAUGUUGGCGUCGACGGUCCCUUCGCCCACGCUCUUCUUCGCGCGCAAUAACGGUUUCGCUAUAUCCACGCCCUCUUCGGAACAGUAUCACGGGGAUGGUAUUGCGUCUCGAGGCCCCGGCUACGGCGUGCACACAUUGCGAGUGGACGGGAACGACGUCCUUGCCGUAUACGCCGCGGUGAAAGAGGCCCGGCGGCUCUGUCUGCGCGACGGCCGCGCCGUGCUCAUCGAAGCAAUGACAUACCGUGUCGGACACCACUCGACGUCGGACGACUCGUUCGCGUACCGCCCGCGCCACGAAGUCGAAGAGCGCAAGCGGCUGGACAACCCCAUCUCCCGCUUCCGGCUGUUCCUCGAGGCGCGCGGCUGGUGGGACGCGGAGGAAGAGAAGGCGCUUCUAGAGAGGUUGAAGGACGAUGUGCUCAAGGCAUUCCGCCGCGCGGAAGCGGAACCCAAGCCGGAGCUGCAGAAGAUGUUCGAAGAGGUAUAUGGCGGCGAGGAGCCGUGGACAAUUACGGAGAACCGGGCGGAGCUCAAGCGACUGUUACAGAAGUACGGAAAGGUGUGGGAGCCUUGGCGGUCUGCGUUGAAGGACUUCAAGGGCGCGGGCAAGGCUUUGCUAGAGGAGGGGCCCACGGCGAAGUAG